Messenger RNA from Diplodia corticola, 4257 nucleotides. RefSeq names its product regulatory associated protein-mtor. Gene Ontology annotation, molecular function: protein binding; protein-macromolecule adaptor activity. Gene Ontology annotation, biological process: positive regulation of protein serine/threonine kinase activity; regulation of autophagy; positive regulation of cell growth. Lineage: Eukaryota; Fungi; Ascomycota; Dothideomycetes; Botryosphaeriales; Botryosphaeriaceae. The transcript is spliced from 4 exons. Gene Ontology annotation, cellular component: cytoplasm; TORC1 complex. Bases 1 to 4257 code for a protein of 1418 amino acids. The record is from RefSeq and is a predicted model, not a curated record.
AUGAGGGUUCUCACGUCAACGCCUGGGGCGAACGAUCCUCAACCCGCCGACAUCCCGCAUUCACGCACAGCUGCUGCCGCAGCUCCUCAGCACAGCGACCAGCGCCCCAACACCCGUGACCGUCGAGACGGCGCCCUGAGCCCCCGCUCGUCAUCCGCCACCAGAGCGCCCGAACACCGCAGCGGAACCAUGGCUGAAUCUCGCGUCAACGGCGCAAACGGAUCUGCGCCCGCGCGACCACUGAUGCUGCGCGCAAAGAGCGAUUUUGGACCGCGACACAACGAGCACCAAGUGCAAGAUGAGGAUGAACACGAGCACGGUGAUGGAGAGUGGACCAUCCGACACGGUUGGGAGUCUCAGCUCACUUCAGAGGAAUACCAGAAUCUAUUGAGCUCGACUUUUUUCAUGUACUUCACCGACAAGAAACACGAAACCAAUGGCAACCCCAAGGACGACAGUGAGAUAUAUCCGCUUCAGGAAUGGCGCAUGAAGGACAGGCUGAAGACGGUCUCGGCUGUGCUCGCCCUUUGCCUGAACAUUGGUGUGGACCCGCCCGAUGUGAUCAAGACGAACCCGUGUGCGAAGUUGGAGUGCUGGAUCGACCCCACCAUCUCGACAGGGACCUCCGGUCACACUCCCAUGAACAACAUUGGGAAGGCGCUGCAGACUCAGUACGAACAGCUGAGCAUGCGCACCCGUUACAAGCUGUGUCUUGACCCGACAGUCGAUGAGACUCGCCGGUACUGCUCCACACUGCGCAAGAACGCCCGUAACGAGCGUGUCCUGUUCCACUACAAUGGUCAUGGUGUGCCGAGGCCGACCUCGUCGGGAGAAAUCUGGGUCUUCAACAGGAACUACACCCAGUACAUUCCCAUCUCGCUUUACGAUCUACAAUCGUGGCUCGGCGCACCUAGCCUGUUUGUGUAUGACUGCUCCGACGCAGGUCUCAUCAUCCAGAAUUUCAACAAAUUUGCAGAGAAGCACGAACAAGAGAACGCUGAGGUGCUGAGAAGGGAGCCUAAUGCAGAGAUCAUGGACUUCAGCGACUGCAUACAUCUAGCAGCGUGCAGGGAGAAGGAAACUCUGCCCACCAACCCUGAUCUUCCGGCUGACGUAUUCACGUCGUGCUUGACCACGCCCAUUGAAAUGGCUGUCCGCUUUUUCAUCCUACAGAAUCCUCUGCCGACGGGAAUAACACUUCAGGAUGCGGCAAAUAUUCCAGGGCGCGUCUCUGAAAGGCGUACUCCGAUUGGUGAGCUCAACUGGAUCUUCACAGCCAUUACGGAUACCAUUGCAUGGAACUCGCUGUCCAAGCCGCUGUUCAAGAAACUUUUCCGCCAGGAUCUGAUGGUUGCGGCUCUCUUCCGAAACUUUCUGCUAGCGCAGCGCAUUAUGCGAGUGUAUCACUGCCACCCCCAGUGCUACCCGGAAAUUCCCGAGACUCAUGAUCACCCGCUGUGGAAAAGCUGGGAUCUGGCCGUGGAGAUGAUCCUCGCUCAAUUGCCGAACUUGAUCGCUGCAGAACGGGGAGAGAAGCAAUACGAGUAUCAACACUCCAACUUCUUUGCGGAGCAGCUCACGGCCUUCGAAGUCUAUCUCGACCAGGGUGGCGCCAUGGAGCAGAGAGUUCCUGAGCAACUCCCUAUCGUCCUUCAGGUUCUCCUCAGUCAAGUGCAUCGUCUCCGUGCUUUGAUAUUACUCAGCAAAUUCUUGGAUCUUGGUCCGUGGGCUGUUAACCUAGCCUUGAGCAUUGGUAUCUUUCCCUAUGUUCUGAAGCUUCUGCAGUCACAAGCCAUGGAACUGAAGCCCGUCAUGGUCUUCAUCUGGGCCCGCAUCUUGGCAGUAGACCAAUCGUGUCAGACCGAUCUGCUUAAGGACAAUGGAUACACCUACUUUAUCAGCAUUCUCAAUCCUAACUCGGGUAUCCCAAUCGGCAAUCAGAGCGAACAUCGCGCCAUGUGUGCGUUCAUUGUUGCCAUGUUCUGCAAAGAUUUCCACCAAGGCCAGGUGGUUUCACUCAGCCCGGAGGUCUUUGAGAGUUGUCUGGGUCACCUUGGAGAUUUACACAACCCCCUUCUCCGACAAUGGUCAUGUCUGUGCCUGAGCAUGCUGUGGGUCGACUACCCUGAGGCCAAGUGGACUGGCAUCCAAGUUCAAGCCCAUCAACGCCUACUUUUCCUACGCACAGAUCCAGUUGCCGAGGUGAGAGCCUCGAUGCUUCACGCUCUUACCACGUUUUUGGGCAUUCCCGAUGUCACCCCUCAGGUCGCGCAGAUUGAGGAGUCGAUUGCUGGAAACCUUUUGUUCAUGGCACACGACGGCAACAGCAUGGUUCGGAAAGAACUUCUCGUCUUCUUCUCCACCUUCGUGGCACGAUAUGACAACAAGUUUGUCGUUGCUGCUUUCAAGCAGCUUCAGGAAGAGCGAAAUGCGCUUCGAAAGUCCUACGAAGGUGUUGAGGAGGUUAACAGUGACGCAGGAACGGAGUCGCCUAGCGUUCUGCCCCAGAACACCGUUUUCUCGGCCAUGUGGAAGGAUAUCCUUAUUCUCUCCGUUGACCCCAACCCUGAGGUCGCAGACAAUGCUUGCGUAAUAGUCGACUACGUGCUGAACGCAGUUCUUGAGUCACCUCUUGCAUCAUACGCGCAGACUCUAAUGGAUGAGAUCGCGCAGAUCAGCGCUGAAGCCAAGAAGAAGGCGCCUCGUAGUUCAUACGCGGACCAAUCUCAUUCAGUACCGCAGCCAUCCCAGUCAGCUGAGCCGUCCGUCCCGUCAAAGCAAGACGGCUUCCUGUCCGCCGGUAUGCGUAGGACCGCAAGUGUUGCUGCAUCUCUCAAGAACCUGGCGUUUGGCUCGCACUCAAGCUCCGACGGAAGUCCAGUAAACAGCACGAAGAGCAUGACUAGGUCCAACACUACUGGAUCACGCGGUCGCAUCCCUAGCGAGUGGAAUCGUCCACCUGACGAAAAGGACUCGGUUCGCACAGCAAUGUCGUCGAACUCUCCGGACAAGGUUCCCACAACGCGGACGUACCGGCGGCGUGACCCUCACCAAAAGCCGAGCAUUCCAUUGAGGAGUAAGUUUUUCGAAUGGUCAGCGGAAUACUUCCGCGAGCCGCAGAUGAAGCCUACCGAGGGCGAUGAACCUGGCAGCAUGGACUAUAACAUGCGACUGUGGCGCCGUAAUCGUAACGAUAAGAUCAUCGCCGAGACGCAGCCGCUCAAGGACGUUGCAGGAAGCAAUCGGUGGGACCGACCAAGGGGUUUCUUCAACAAUGGCAGCCAGCCUCAGAAAAUGUGCUUCCAUCAGUUCGAGGAACAUCUCAUUGUCACAGACGACAGCGACACGGUUUGUGUCUGGGAUUGGGAGCGGCACACUCGCCUCAACCGCUUUUCGAACGGCAAUCCGGUUGGAUCGAAGAUGACAGAAGUCAAGUUCAUCAACGAGGAUGACCAGGCGUUGUUGAUGACUGGGUCGUCUGACGGCGUUGUCAAGCUUUACCGCGACUACGAGGACCCUAGCAAGGUGGAGCUUGUAUCGGCUUUCCGCGCCCUGACCGAUCUAGUACCCAGCAACAGGUAUGCUGGGCUCGUCUUCGACUGGCAGCAAGGCCGUGGCCACAUUUUGGUGGCUGGUGACGUUCGCGUGAUCCGUGUCUGGAAUGCCGGAAGCGAGACGUGCACGCAGGAUAUCAAUGCCCGAUCGGGCUCUUGCAUCACCUCGCUUACAUCGGACCAAGUCGAAGGCCAGGUGUUUGCGGCCGGCUUCGGCGACGGCGCGGUGCGCAUAUACGACCAACGCAUGGAAAAGAAGCGCGAGAUGGUAAAGGUCUGGAAGGAGCACAAGCAGUGGAUCACAAACAUCCAUCUCCAACGCGGCGGUCAGCGCGAGCUUGUCAGCGCUUGUCGUGAUGGCGAAGUCAAGCUGUGGGACAUUCGCAUGGACCGCAGUGUGAAGACCAUCCAGGCAACAAGAGACACGCUUAGAAGCUUGAGUGUGCAUGAGCACGCGCCGGUCUUCGCAGUUGGUACGGAGCGUCAUGUUGUCAAGCUGUUCAACCUGAACAGCGGUAAGUCUCUCUCAAGCUUUGAGCCAUACUCGGGCUUCCUCCAAAACAAGCGGUAUACCCCCAUCUCGACGACAGCCUUCCAUCCGCACAGGAUGAUGAUCGCAGGCUCGGCGCUGCACGAUUCACACAUCAACAUCUACGAGUGCAGCGGACUGGGCAACUAUUCCGAUGGUGGUAACCGCGAGUGA